Melanotaenia boesemani (Boeseman's rainbowfish) is the source of this 1628-nucleotide messenger RNA. It is a transcript of the gene nkx1-2b, whose product is annotated as NK1 transcription factor related 2-like,b. Gene Ontology annotation, molecular function: DNA-binding transcription factor activity, RNA polymerase II-specific; RNA polymerase II cis-regulatory region sequence-specific DNA binding. The record is from RefSeq and is a predicted model, not a curated record. Bases 50 to 1282 code for a protein of 410 amino acids. Gene Ontology annotation, cellular component: nucleus. NCBI's taxonomy places the organism in Eukaryota, Metazoa, Chordata, Actinopteri, Atheriniformes, Melanotaeniidae. Gene Ontology annotation, biological process: cell differentiation; regulation of transcription by RNA polymerase II. The transcript has 3 exons.
UUCUUUUUUUUUUUUUUUUUUUUUUUAAUGGGAAGGAAGGAGUAAAGUGAUGAACCGGGACAGAGCGGUAUCAGGGCCCGGAUCGGACGGAGUCCAGGCCGUGAUAAACCGGGACAGAACCGUAGCGGGGCCCGUGGCGGACGUGAUCCAGCCAGUUGUUAGCCGGGACAGAGCACCAAACACCGGGGACGGGGUUCACAUUCUGGUGAGUCCCGAAAACGGAGACGUGCUGGAGGGAGGAGCAGGCGAGAAGCGGCUCUUCUCCGGCGGGGUGCCCGGAGGAAGAGACGCUCAGGCCGUGGAGAACCACGCGGACCAUCCGCCGACCAACCCGGUGUUAGUCCCACCACAACAGGGCCCCAACGGCCAUCGGACCACCUCCUUCUCCGUCCUGGACAUCCUGGAUCCGAACAAGUUCACGAGCAGCCGGCGGCACGCGGGCCACCGCGGUGAGCGCGAGCUGAGCGGGUUUGAAGCGGAGAACCGGAGAGGAGGGACGGAGCCCAGUAAAGGCUGCUAUGGAGCGGAGGAGUACCAGAACAAGGACGGGUUUGUCUACAGAGGUCCAGAUGAGGAUGAGUACCACAGAUCUGCCACUCCGGACUCAGAUGCCCCAGACGGGCCUUACAGCAGUGAGGAGAGCAGCUCUGCUCUUCCUGCUAACGGGGACAGAGAACUGGGCCAGCACAGCCACUCGGACCCCAGCAGAGACACAAAGAGCCCCAGCGGAGGCCCCCCAGGUCAGAUCACCAGCAGCCAGACCAACGGAGGUCAGGGGGCCAAGCCCAAGAGGAAACGCUCAGGCUCAGACUCCAAGUCAGGCAAGCCCCGUAGGGCCCGGACUGCCUUCACCUACGAGCAGCUGGUGGCGCUGGAGAACAAGUUCAAGUCCACGCGUUACCUGUCUGUGUGCGAGCGCCUCAACCUGGCCCUGUCCCUGUCCCUCACUGAGACCCAGGUCAAGAUCUGGUUCCAGAACCGCCGGACCAAGUGGAAGAAGCAGAACCCCGGAGCCGACACCUCGGCCCCGACCGGAGCAGGAGGAGCAGGAGGUGCUGGUGGAGCAGGAGCCGGAGGGGGCCUGGGGGGCCUUAGCCCCCUCAGCCCAUCGCCGCCGGUCAGCGGGCAUCUGGCCAUGCACGCCAGCUACACGGGCCACCAUCACCCCCCCGCGGGGAGCCUGGUCCAGCUGCCCUUCCUCACGGCCAGCCACGUCCUGUCCCCAUUCAUGCUGGGGACACAGAGUUACGCUGCUCCUGCCUUCUACAGCACUCACCUGUAGAUCCAGGAGGACGUUGAACACUGAGAUGGACUGCAGCCUGCAGGCACUCACCUCCUCCUCUUUUUACUCACAUCUGAAGGCUUUAAUUUCCCAGGAUUACGUUGACCCUGAACAUGACAUGUCGUAGCUCCUGAUCCUGAAUGCUGUUUUAACCUCACUAAUAGAUUAAUAGUUGAUUUUAUUUUUCCCUUUUCUUUGUUUUUUAAGGUCUGUACAGAUACUGAAUGUUUCUUUCUGACCUCAGGAAUGGCUUGAUCUGUGGUCAGUUCUGUGUAACUCCAGCUGUGGUUGUUUUAAUUUCUAUUUAUUUAAUUUCUUAACAGUCUCCAUAAACUUUGGAUGUACU